Molecule: messenger RNA, 1035 nt
Organism: Adineta steineri
Lineage: Eukaryota; Metazoa; Rotifera; Eurotatoria; Adinetida; Adinetidae
Source: the annotation of a GenBank genome assembly
AUGGAUUUGAAUAUGAGUAAUAUAACUAAUUCAAGUAGUCAAAUAAUACUAUCGGAAUCAUUUUUAAAUACAAUGCGAUUAGUGACAGAUGCACUGACACCAAUUUUACAAUUAUCAAGAAUUGCUUUUAGUAUAGUUACUUUUCUUCUUGUUCAUUUUUCUCCACUUUAUCGAACAACAUCAUUCGGUCUUCAUAUUCGUUGUCUAGCUGUUUACGAUGGUUGUCGUAUAAUAGAAAGAUUAUUUUAUUGGUUUCCACCAUUAUCAUUCUUUAUGCCAAAAUAUAAAUAUACUCGAUGUAAUUUUGCAUUUUUUCUUCAAAAUUAUUUUUCUCAUUUAUCAAUUGUUACAAUUGUUCUUCUAUCUAUUGAACGUUGUAUUAUAUUAUGGUCACCAUUUCGUGCAAGAUAUAUCACAAGUAUGCGUAAUGCAAUCAUAGAAGAAUUUAUAAAUAUAAUAACUAUGUUAAUUGUAACACAUUUCUAUUUAAUACCAGAUUAUUUUGCAUCAAUGGAUUUUUCAAGAUGUUUUUAUUCCAAUGUAUUUCACAUCUAUCAUUAUAAACUAAUAUUUAAUUAUAAAUUAUAUGCUAUAGCUGAUAUAAUUUUAUUUUCAUUAAUACCUUGUUCAUUAACAACAAUAUCGAUUAUAUUAAUUAUUAUUGGACUUAAACGUCAUAAACGACAUCAAAAAUAUUUAAGAUCAAAUCAACUACAACAACCAACAACAUCAAUUUAUGAUACAAGUAUUAUACUUGUUGCUAUUGCUGUAUUACAAGUAACAACAACAUUUCCAUUACGUAUGCUUUUAUUAUUAAAUUUAAUUACUCCAAUUGAAUUAAAUUUUUAUACAGCUUUAUAUUAUUUAUUAUCAUUUAAUGAAUUACUUGCUUCAACAUUGAAUUUUGUUGCAUUUGUUUUACCAUUUCAAAAUAGUCGAACAGAAUGUUUUAAAGUUUUCUUUGCAUUCUGUUAUUUACAACGACAACGAAUAUCAACUGCACCACGAAUUGCAACUAUUGAUUCGGUCCCAUAA